Molecule: messenger RNA, 3451 nt
Organism: Menidia menidia (Atlantic silverside)
Lineage: Eukaryota; Metazoa; Chordata; Actinopteri; Atheriniformes; Atherinopsidae
Source: the annotation of a GenBank genome assembly
CUCAUUAUCCUAAUCAGCUGUGGAUGAAGUGAGAAGUGGGGAGAAAAAGAACCGGAGAUAAAGAAGCACAGUGGGGUUUGACGUGGAAGGUCGUUUCUACGCGAGCCGACCACCGCUGGCCGAGGGGAGAAUGCUUGAAAACAAAAGAGAGAGGUUGAAAACCUUCCUCCGGAAGAUCGACGAGAAGGCCAUCGUCAGAAUAAAGCACUUCAUGAAGGAGAGCAGCUACCCAGUCGAGAGCAGUGGCGGCGGGCUGCCAGCCAAAGCAAAGAAAAGCAGGAGCAGCCUAAGUAAUGGAGCGGUCAAGAAGAUGGAAACGAAGAAAGCCUUAAGUUUAGAGGCAGCCCAGCUUGAGUUUCAGCAUCAGCAAAAAACCCUCACAAGACAAGUAGCUGUCAGGUCUCAAACAUUCGAUGUGGACAGUACAAUCUUGGACAAGACGGAGAGCAGUGGCACACAAAGUAGUUUCACAAAGCACAACAAGACAUUCCACAAGUUGUUUUCAGACAUUCCUGAAACUGAAGACUUGAUACACGCCUACAUCUGUGCCCUGCAGAAGGAGGUGCCCUACCACGGUCGGCUGUACAUCACUGAUACCCACGCCUGUUUCUAUUCUUCCGUUUUGCUCAAGGAAACUAAGGUAGUGAUUCCAGUUUCCUCCAUCCACAUAGUAAAGAAGCAAAAUACAGCGUUGCUGGUUCCCAACGCUUUGUCGAUUCGGACCACAGAAGGAGACAAGUACCUCUUUGUGUCGCUGAGAAACAGAGAAUCGUGUUACCAGCUCCUGCGCUCAGUCUGUCCGCAGAUAGAGGAUGGCAGCACAAAUAGUAGCCCAAUGUUUUCUUCAGGCGAAAACAGCUUUGACAAGAGCAAACUUGUGAACUCCAGUCAAUCCAGUUUGGAAGACAGCUUUGAACAGUUGGAUGACUCUGAAGCUCAGUCUUUACGGGUGCAGACGCUGCAGAGGCCUCACAGAGAAGAUGAACCCGAUACAAAAGGCUCAACGUUCAGGAACUUGAACAUGCAGCAAAAUGAUAACUCCUCAACUGAGGAGCUCUCAGAAUCAGGUGGCUCAUGGGUGUGGAGUGUAACAGAAAAAGCAAAGUCUCUGCUGGUUCAGAGAGAGGCUGGCAACCUCAACACCCUCCUCUUCAUUUACUUGAUUUUGGUUGUGCUGCUGUUGCUGUCUUCUGGCUACAUUGGUUUACGGAUUGUUGCCCUGGAGGAGCAGCUUACAUCCCUUGGCGCAUUGCCGGAGUUCACCUUACAGAGCGGGUAUCACAAAGACACAUAACACUCAGCGACGGAAGGAGAGAUUGGUUGACUUAUGAUUGGAAAAUAAUCUCAGCCUCUUCUCAGAAGAACCAGAAGAGUCAAAUCUACUGUACUCGACCUCUAGCCUGUGCCGCUAGCGUAGAGGUAGCGUUCAACCUGUGCAAUUUCAGAGAUGUCAACUUGAAGGGCUAUUUUCCCUGACUGUGCAGUAAACUAAGGUAAAUGCUGCAGCUUAGACACCCAGAGCCAAGCCAAAUGUAUGCUCACGCUGACCGGUUGCAGCGUGUCUGUUGUUCAAACCAAAGCUGAACGGCUCAGACUCAUGAAGGUGUCGUAUCAGCAAGGCUGACGGGCAUCUGUCUUUCCGAAACAUUUCCACAUCUGUGAAUUUCUACUGUCCUUUGUUCUCUUCUCCCUGAGCAUGCAGUCAGAACAGGGCUAUAUCAGUCAGCAUCAGCCUGCUGUAGUGUUCGUUAUUGCACCUCAGCACUGGAGACAUGGCGCUAUGCAUAGCCAAAGACGCACACGGUGCACAUCUUUUGCAUGAGUGCACAGAGCUGACUUUUUUUAAUCUCUUACAAAACCCUCACUUUCUAAACUGUAUACUCAGUCCUGUUUUCAUCUUUAUAUUCAGUAAGUUUUGGGUACUUCAGAUGGUUCUUAUCUUUCUAAUCAGGUGUGGGUGAAAUGACGAUUGGAGGCUAAAAAAUGCAGAUCAGCCCACAGAGGCAUGAGAAUUUCCUGAUGGUCUUAUCCUCUCUCUCUUUCGUAGUAUAGAAUAACUGCAGUAUUACUUUACUCCUCUUUGACAUGAUUUAAAGCUGUUUAAUGAUCAAUACUCAGAGGUUGCUUUCCCUCCAGUCUCUACUUGAUGACGCAUUAUCAAUGCACAAGUACUUAGUACUAUAGGAUAUGAGGAGGUUGUUUCAGAAGCAUUGUUUGUUUUGUUUUCUUUAUGGAUGUGCUAGGAUGUUGGUCUUCAAGAGCAGAUGCAAUCUGUUUAGUCAGAUAUCUUGUUGUUUUCUGCCAGGAAAAUCACCCACCUGUGUUGAAUUCUAAACACUUUGACUGGCUUCUUGACUACCAGUCAGCAUUAUCAGGCUAUUUUAAAGUAGCACAAAUAAUGUAUUUCCAGUGCAUCAAUCUGCAGUCGCUGACACUUUGACUGAUACCAUUGCUCUUGUCACAGAGACAAUUGAAUUUCUAACAUUUGCUACAAGGUCCAUGUUUUCAAAAGCGAAAGAAGUGGUCCCAAAAAGAAUUUUCAAUAUGCAAGAAAUUAUUAUGCAUGGAAAAAAAUGUCCUUCAUGUUUGUGUGCAGUUUUACGUGAAGCUUAAUGUAUGUGGGGAAGAAACUGUGCAAGAAAAAAAACAAAGUGAGGAAGAGGAACGGCUCAAGAGAGCGAGCGCACUUUAAAAAAAAAAAAUGUGUUGUGCCUGUCACAGUCUAAAACACCUCGUUUGGAUUGAGAAGAAAUGGCAACGCUGGCGUUCUGUGGUAUCUGAUGGUGCUAAGACUUUUUUUUUUUCUUUUUAAUUGUUUUCACUCAGGGGUAGUGGGCUACCUGCAAUGUGGCUUCAGGUGUUCCAGCUUGUCAUUUCAAGUCAAGUGCUCAUGAUGGGUUUCACAUAUUUUCGGAUCUCUCGGAUGGUUUCUUUAUUAAUCCUUGUAAGGGAGCAAAAUAAAAUCAAAAUUUCACUUGACUUUACACCUGCACUCAGCUCCACUAAAUUCUUGCCUUUUAUUUGUUCCCCAGAUUUGAAUAAUUUUUUUUAAAAAAACGUAACAUGACAGUGCAUAUCCAUACCGCAUUUAAAGAUCACCCUUGUCAAGGUGGUUGAUUCUGAUCUGUUUUUUCAUCGUUAACUUUUGCUCCAUCCCCAUUUAUCAUCCAGAGCAAAGUUCAUUGCCAUGCCAUGUUAAGUACUGUCAAUAAUUAUUAGUCCCCACCAGGGGGCAGCACAUGCAACCACUGCCCUCAAACAACUCCGGAUGAGAGCAGUUUUUGUGUGGUUUUGCACUAUUCAGUGUUGUAAAUAAUUUUGUACCAGUUGUCAGUGUCCUUAAUUCUACUGUUCCUAUAAUAUAUAUUUAUUUGCAUUCAGUGUAAUUCAAAGUAGUCUCUGUGAGAUCGCUUUGCUAUUGUUAAAAAUAAAACUUGUUUCGAAGUAAAUA